AUGAUCGGAUUUCGUCAACCAGAUCAAAUGCAAAUGUUCAUCGACCAUCCUAUGUCGCUCAUUUGCUCACGCCUCGGAGCCACCGCAAAGGUCGCUAGUUGUCCAGAUGAGAAUUUGGCUGACUUGUCCGCAGAGCUACUUUCCUCCUAUCGUCUUACACGAGAGCUGCAGAUCGAGGGGAUGUCCAUGGAAGGCAUCUUGAACGUCUAUCAAAGGUCGGACCUCAAACCGUUCAUGAUCAGGGAUAUUCUUCGCAGAUGGAAGACCUAUACCAAUGAAGAGGGCUACAAUAUUAUGUUAAUGACACUGGAACGCAGCAGUUUCGACAUAGUGCACAUUGACAUGCACCUCACUCGGUUAUAUGACCUAAAGGUCAUAGAAUUUUCUAAUGCACUGGAUAUCCUCCUGCUCAGUGACUACGAUAUAGUCGGAACUUCUACCAAUCUCAUAGGACUUUGGACUCUGCUUUCCCAUGAGCCAAAGUGGACACUAUAUGGAAGGGGACCGUGUAAACAGCAGCUUCUGCAUCAUAAAGCAUAUUCCAAGGUACUAGAGUAUUUCCAUGGACGUCCCAACGGACUAGCCAAAGCAUGUUCCAAUCUGACAAAUCUACGGAACCUCCUUUGCUUUGAGCCAGAGUGGGCACGAAAGUACAACGUGGUGCGCUACCUAUCGUCGAAUCCGGAUCUUCCAUCGAUCCCGAUUGGUAAUCUGGAUUUCAUCUUAGAGGCCAUCGACGCUUUCGAAGGAGAUGUACCCCAGGUUCAUGACGAGUUCCUCUCAGUUCUCAAAGCCGCCGGUCUCACCGAGCGCUUUCCAUCAGUCCGCCGUGGACUCGACCUAUCACCAAAAGACAUUCUAAACGCCUCCAAUAUGGUUUUUGAACUUUGGCGGAGCAACGGAUUUAACACCCCGAAUGCAUUGGGCUCGUGGCCUACAAAUGACGUACAAGUGGCCAAAGUUGUCAUGAGUUCCGUUCUAUGGGUCGCUGCGUACUGUCCAAGCAGCCACGACUCACUAGUCGAUCAGCUCUACGAAAUCUGGCCGGUGGAAAAGUUAUAUUGGGGGACAACUAAGCCAGAAUACUUAUCUUUACCUCAUUGGGAGCUGAUGAGACGAUAUGGCUAUAACCUUGCUCGAAUUGGGGAUGUUAGACAGACGCUAGAAGCAAGCUUUCCGACCGCUUUGGUGGACGAAGGCUAUCACUGGAUAUGGUUCAUAUUCAACAAUUUUGACAUUGAAGUCACGAAGAGCGACGCCACUUUGAUGCCAACAACAUUCCCCUGGUGGGGACGCGACGAGAGGAUUCUGGAGAUUAAAAGAAUGCAUCGGGCUCGUGGCCUGAACAUAACGUACAAGUGGGAGACGUUCGCCAGGACAGUCUAG
Serendipita indica DSM 11827 is the source of this 1386-nucleotide messenger RNA. Lineage: Eukaryota; Fungi; Basidiomycota; Agaricomycetes; Sebacinales; Serendipitaceae. The record is from the annotation of a GenBank genome assembly.